Molecule: messenger RNA, 462 nt
Organism: Metschnikowia bicuspidata var. bicuspidata NRRL YB-4993
Lineage: Eukaryota; Fungi; Ascomycota; Pichiomycetes; Serinales; Metschnikowiaceae
Gene: DUT1
Product: bifunctional dITP/dUTP diphosphatase
Exons: 1
Coding region: 1-462 (153 amino acids)
Biological process (GO): dUTP catabolic process; dUMP biosynthetic process
Molecular function (GO): dUTP diphosphatase activity; magnesium ion binding
Source: RefSeq, a predicted model, not a curated record
AUGUCCGCUGAGAAAAAAAUCAAAGCUUCCGACCAACUCAAGGUUUUUCUCCGCUCGGAAAAGGCAACCGUGCCCACCAAAGGCUCAGCUUUGGCUGCUGGGUAUGAUCUCUAUGCCUCUGAGGAUGCCGUGAUCCCGGCGCAAGGCCAGGGCAUGGUUGCCACAGAUGUGACGAUCAUCGUGCCAAUCGGCACAUAUGGUCGUGUGGCUCCUAGAUCGGGCCUUGCCGUGAAACACGGAAUUUCCACUGGUGCCGGUGUCAUUGAUGCCGACUACAGGGGAGAAGUCAAGGUGGUUCUUUUCAACCACGGCAAGAAAGAUUUUGAAAUCAAGGCCGGCGACAGGAUCGCCCAGUUGAUCUUGGAACAGAUCAUCAAUGCUGACAUCCAGGUCAUCACGCAAGAGGACUUGGAUGCUACAGACAGAGGCGAGGGCGGCUUUGGUUCUACCGGUAAGAACUAG